AUAAGUGUACUUUUGUGAAUCGUGGGCCUAACGGCAAGUGCAUCAAGGAUGCGAAUGGAAAUGCUACCUGUGCUUGCAACACUGGCUUCCAGAUGCCUCUCAACAAGAUCACUUGCGUUGACAAGUGCGAGUUUGUGACGUGCAAGGCCAACUCAACGUGCGUCAAGGAUGCAAACGGGAAUACAACUUGCGAGUGCAUCAAGGGUUUUGAGAGGCUUCCUGGCAACGACACUUGCGUUGACAAGUGUGCUUCAGUGGAUUGUGGGACCGGCGGCAAGUGCAGGACGAAUGCAGACGGAAAUCCGGAAUGUACUUGCAUCACCGGCUUCACGCAGAAUUAUGACGAUUGCAUCGACAACUGUGAUUGGUUUGGUUAUGACUGUUGGUCCGGCUCGUGCAAGAAGGACACCAAGGGGAAUCCGUAUUGUGACUGCGGCAAAGGCUACAGACAGACUGCUGACGGGCACUCUUGCAUUGACAUUUGUGAAUUAGUGGAUUGUGGCGAAGGCACGUGCGUGAAGAGAUAUAAUGAGGAGGGAUUCGGACAUGCCGAAUGCGAUUGCCCCGCGGGCUACCAAGUGGCUGGGAGUGGACGCUGCACUGACAUAUGCAAUGUGGUAUGUCCGGCCAGCCAAACGUGCAGGAGGAACGGGGACUACAUCACGUAUUGUACCCAAUGGGACUAUUGUGAUAGGGAUUAUUGUGGGUAUGGCGGCACGUGCAGGAUCGAUAAAGUUAAGGAUGCUGAGUACUGUCUCUGUGACCCCGGCUACAAGUUGUCUGCCGACCAGCUCUCUUGCAUUG
Molecule: messenger RNA, 804 nt
Organism: Closterium sp. Naga37s-1
Lineage: Eukaryota; Viridiplantae; Streptophyta; Zygnematophyceae; Desmidiales; Closteriaceae
Source: the annotation of a GenBank genome assembly